CGGGCCCCCGGCGGCGGCGCUGCGGAGGCUCCCGGGAGCGGGCGGCGCGGCGAGCGGACGGCGGCGGCGCCUCCCGGGCCGCCCGCGUGGGCCAAGCGGCACGCGUGCCGAGCAUGGCGGGCUCCCUGCCUCCCUGCGUGGUGGACUGCGGCACCGGGUACACCAAGCUUGGCUACGCAGGCAACACUGAGCCACAGUUCAUUAUUCCUUCAUGUAUUGCCAUCAGAGAGUCGGCAAAGGUAGUUGAUCAAGCCCAAAGGAGGGUGUUGAGGGGAGUCGAUGACCUGGACUUUUUCAUAGGGGAUGAGGCCAUAGAUAAGCCCACGUAUGCCACGAAGUGGCCAAUAAGACAUGGAAUAAUUGAAGACUGGGAUCUUAUGGAAAGGUUCAUGGAACAAGUGAUUUUUAAGUAUCUUCGAGCAGAACCUGAGGAUCAUUACUUUUUAAUGACAGAGCCUCCACUGAAUACGCCAGAAAACAGAGAAUAUCUUGCAGAAAUUAUGUUUGAAUCAUUUAAUGUACCAGGACUCUACAUUGCGGUUCAGGCAGUGCUGGCCUUAGCUGCAUCCUGGACCUCUCGGCAAGUUGGGGAGCGCACGUUAACAGGGAUCGUCAUUGACAGCGGGGAUGGGGUCACUCACGCUAUCCCAGUGGCAGAAGGUUAUGUCAUUGGAAGCUGCAUCAAACACAUCCCGAUUGCAGGUAGAGAUAUUACGUAUUUCAUUCAGCAGCUGCUAAGGGAGAGGGAGGUGGGAAUCCCUCCUGAGCAAUCACUGGAGACCGCAAAAGCCAUUAAGGAGAAAUACUGCUACAUUUGCCCUGACAUAGUCAAGGAAUUUGCCAAAUAUGACGUGGAUCCCCGGAAAUGGAUCAAGCAGUACACGGGUAUCAAUGCGAUCAACCAGAAGAAGUUCAUCAUAGAUGUUGGCUAUGAAAGAUUCCUGGGACCUGAAAUUUUCUUUCACCCAGAGUUUGCCAACCCAGAUUUUAUGGAAUCCAUCUCAGAUGUCGUUGAUGAAGUAAUACAGAACUGCCCCAUCGAUGUGCGCCGUCCGCUGUAUAAGAAUGUCGUUCUUUCAGGAGGUUCGACGAUGUUCAGGGACUUUGGACGUCGGCUGCAGAGAGACCUGAAACGAGUGGUGGACGCCCGACUGAGACUCAGUGAGGAGCUCAGCGGAGGCCGGAUCAAGCCGAAGCCUGUGGAGGUUCAGGUGAUAACGCAUCAUAUGCAGCGCUACGCGGUGUGGUUUGGAGGCUCCAUGCUUGCUUCAACUCCCGAGUUCUUCCAGGUGUGCCACACCAAGAAGGACUACGAGGAGUAUGGCCCCAGCAUCUGCCGCCACAACCCCGUCUUCGGAGUCAUGUCUUAGUGUCCGCCUCGACACGGUCACCCGGUCACGUCGCGCCGGUGAGCAGCCACCGUCAGGGCCCACACGAGACCGCAGCUCCUGUAAAUAGUGGCGUUUGGUGUCGCUGUCGAGAAGCGUGCUUGCGUCGCCGAGUGCAUGAGGCAGUUCAGUGCACGCCAUCCGUGUACCCGCUGUCCGACGGCCCUUCCCUCCCCGCCCCCUGCCUCCCCCGCCCACCCCCCUCCUUGCCUCCCCGGCUUCUAGUUGGCGAAUUGAAUUCUGGAGGAAUUCACCUGUGACUUUAAAAAUCGUUAGGGAAAAAAUGGAGAAGAUGACGCAAAAUAGUCCCCCCAGGAAAGAAUAUGGGGCUGCAAACCCUUUUCCUCCCGGCCUAUUUUUGUAAAUAAAAUGUUAUAAACUUGAAAUACAAAUUGAUGUUUAUAUUUCCUAUCAUUUUGUAUUUUCUGGUAUUUGGUACAACUGGCUGAUCCUAACUAAGCACGAAUAGAUAUUGGUGUCAUGGAGUGCCGUAAAAAAAAGUUUUUAAUUGUGAGGCAUGUUCUGAUAUGUCUGUAGGCAAACAAAAUAAAGCAGCAAACUUUUUUUUGCCACGUUUGCUAGAAAAUGAUUACACUUUCUUGGAGUGACAUGAAGUUUCAACACUAAACACUGUUGUACGAGAAUCAUUACAGAUAAUGUAUCUUUUCAUUUUCCUGUUUGAACUUUCUGGAAGUGUUUUAUGGAAGAUGCCGGUUUGCUGUUGGUGAGUGUUGGAUGAAAUGCUGCCUUGCACCCUCGUAAUAAAAGCACUUAGACUCUUUAUAAAGAU
This is a messenger RNA of Odobenus rosmarus divergens (Pacific walrus), 2178 nucleotides long. It is a transcript of the gene ACTR3B, whose product is annotated as ARP3 actin-related protein 3 homolog B (yeast). Gene Ontology annotation, cellular component: actin cortical patch. The transcript has 12 exons. NCBI's taxonomy places the organism in Eukaryota, Metazoa, Chordata, Mammalia, Carnivora, Odobenidae. Gene Ontology annotation, molecular function: actin filament binding. Bases 114 to 1370 code for a protein of 418 amino acids. The record is from RefSeq and is a predicted model, not a curated record.